Rhizophagus irregularis DAOM 181602=DAOM 197198 is the source of this 792-nucleotide messenger RNA. RefSeq lists its product as uncharacterized. Lineage: Eukaryota; Fungi; Glomeromycota; Glomeromycetes; Glomerales; Glomeraceae. The record is from RefSeq and is a predicted model, not a curated record.
AUGAAGAAAAUUAACUUUGUUACACUUCUUCUUAUUGCAUCAGCAAGCUUAGGGUUUGCUCUUUCAUCUCAAAAAACAAUUCAAGAACUUAACCCUGUAAUAGGGUCAAUCGUUCCACAAUGUCAAAAAACUUUAUUUGACAUUGCAACUGGUCCAGAAUUCCUUAAAUGUAUACCAUUCCAACGUUUAUUAUCUCAUGUAUCAGUUUUAACCGACCCCAAAAUUAUAGGAAAAGUUUUAUCCGAUCCACAUAAUAAUUAUAAACCUAUUCUUGAAGAACCACUUGUAAAUUUUUCCGAAAGACUUUGUUCUUCUCCAAGGUGUAGUGAUAAAGGAAUUGAAAACAUGGUUGAAGCUAUAAAGGUUGGAUGUGAAUCCGACCUCUCUAGAAAUCAAUUAUUACAAUUUAUAUUUGACGCUAUCGCCCUUUAUCCUGCGAUUAGAGAUAUGAUAUGCUACAAGAAUGAAAAAGUAUUCUGCUGGAACGAAACCAUGACAACUGUUUUUGAUUUACCUUCAUCGCCAAUUACUAUUACUGGUAAUCUAUUAAUCGAUUCAAUUGCUGUUGCAGACCCAAAUAAAAUUUGUACUAGAUGUAACAAGGACAUAGUUACCACUUUUUUUACUUUCAUAAAUAACAAUGAUCUUGCACUACAAAUUUUGAAAAGUUUAGAAAUUAAUGAUGAUAUAUUAAACAAGAUUAAAUCGAGUAUUGCUAUAAAAUGUGGAAUUGAAUUUGAGGAAUUUUUAUUCUUUCAAAUGGAAUUUAACGUGUCUAAUUUCAAUUAUUAA